Messenger RNA from Egretta garzetta (little egret), 5569 nucleotides. It is a transcript of the gene DNM1L, whose product is annotated as dynamin 1 like. The record is from RefSeq and is a predicted model, not a curated record. Gene Ontology annotation, cellular component: cytoplasm; microtubule; membrane. Gene Ontology annotation, biological process: mitochondrial fission; mitochondrial fragmentation involved in apoptotic process. NCBI's taxonomy places the organism in Eukaryota, Metazoa, Chordata, Aves, Pelecaniformes, Ardeidae. Bases 343 to 2109 code for a protein of 588 amino acids. The transcript is spliced from 18 exons. Gene Ontology annotation, molecular function: GTP binding; microtubule binding; GTPase activity.
AGUGGAAAGAGUUCUGUGUUGGAAAGUCUUGUGGGGAGGGAUCUGCUCCCACGAGGUACUGGAGUUGUCACCCGGAGACCCCUUAUUCUGCAGCUGGUGCAUGUUUCCCCAGAGGAUGGUCGGAAAACAGCUGGAGAUGAAAAUGAGAUAGAUGCUGAAGAAUGGGGUAAAUUUCUUCACACCAAAAAUAAGAUCUAUACAGAUUUUGAUGAAAUUCGUCAGGAAAUAGAAAAUGAAACAGAGAGGAUUUCAGGAAAUAAUAAGGGGAUCAGUCCUGAACCUAUUCAUCUUAAGAUUUUUUCAUCUAAUGUUGUAAAUCUGACUCUUGUGGAUUUACCUGGAAUGACAAAGGUGCCUGUUGGUGAUCAGCCUAAGGACAUUGAACUUCAAAUAAGAGAGCUAAUCCUUCAAUUCAUCAGCAACCCGAAUUCAAUUAUUCUGGCAGUCACAGCUGCUAACACAGACAUGGCCACUUCAGAAGCACUUAAAAUUGCACGGGAGGUGGAUCCAGAUGGUCGAAGAACCCUUGCUGUUAUCACAAAGCUGGAUCUCAUGGAUGCUGGCACUGAUGCUAUGGAUGUGCUCAUGGGAAGAGUGAUUCCAGUCAAACUUGGUAUCAUUGGAGUAGUGAACAGGAGUCAGUUGGAUAUUAACAAUAAGAAGAGUGUAGCUGAUUCCAUUCGCGAUGAGUAUGGUUUUCUUCAAAAGAAGUAUCCUUCCCUAGCAAAUCGAAAUGGAACCAAGUAUCUUGCUAGAACCCUGAACAGACUACUGAUGCAUCAUAUCAGAGAUUGUUUGCCAGAACUGAAAACCAGAAUCAAUGUUUUAGCUGCUCAGUACCAGUCUCUACUAAACAGCUACGGGGAACCUGUUGAGGACAAAAGUGCCACUUUAUUGCAGCUUAUUACCAAAUUUGCCACAGAAUAUUGUAACACUAUUGAAGGAACAGCAAAAUACAUAGAGACUUCAGAGCUAUGUGGUGGAGCCAGAAUCUGUUAUAUUUUUCACGAGACCUUUGGAAGAACUUUAGAAUCUGUUGACCCACUGGGUGGCCUUAACACAAUUGAUAUUCUGACUGCUAUUAGAAAUGCUACUGGUCCCCGUCCUGCCUUGUUUGUUCCUGAAGUUUCAUUUGAAUUGCUGGUGAAAAGGCAAAUCAAACGUUUAGAAGAACCUAGCUUGCGCUGUGUGGAGCUGGUUCAUGAAGAAAUGCAGAGGAUUAUCCAGCAUUGUAGUAAUUACAGUACACAGGAAUUAUUGAGGUUUCCUAAAUUGCACGAUGCCAUAGUUGAAGUAGUAACUUGUCUUCUGCGUAGAAGACUUCCUGUCACAAAUGAAAUGGUUCAUAAUCUAGUGGCCAUUGAGUUAGCUUAUAUCAAUACGAAACAUCCAGACUUUGCUGAUGCCUGUGGUUUAAUGAAUAACAACAUAGAGGAACAAAGGCGUAACAGGUUAGCCCGGGAAUUGCCUUCUGCUGUGCCACGAGACAAGUCUACUAAAGCUCCAGGUGCAUUGACACCUGCUUCCCAGGAGGCUGUUACUGCUGCUUCUGCUGAGGCUGAUGGCAAGGUCUGUCUUGAUUUUUCCUAUAAGCACUGCAUGCACAUUUCUGUUGUUGCUCCUGGAGCGGGAGAUACGUCUCAGGAGCCUGGAACAGGCAACUGGAGGGGAAUGCUGAAACCCUCAAAAGCAGAGGAGGUGUCGGCAGAGGAAAAAUCCAAGCCAGCUGCAGCCCUGCCUGCUAGUCCUCAAAAAGGACAUGCUGUAAACCUAUUAGAUGUGCCUGUACCUGUUGCACGCAAGCUUUCUGCCCGUGAGCAACGAGAUUGUGAAGUGAUUGAACGACUUAUUAAAUCUUACUUCCUUAUUGUCAGGAAGAACAUUCAGGACAGCGUGCCAAAAGCAGUGAUGCAUUUUCUGGUGAACCACGUGAAAGACACUCUUCAGAGUGAGCUGGUAGGCCAGCUUUAUAAGUCCUUGUUGUUGGAUGACCUUCUGACGGAAUCUGAGGACAUGGCACAGCGCAGAAAAGAGGCAGCUGACAUGCUAAAGGCCCUGCAGCGAGCCAGUCAGAUCAUUGCAGAGAUUCGUGAGACACAUCUUUGGUGAAGACCAUACCAGCCACACUAUUUAUAUGCAUCGGAGGUUACAUUGACUUGAAAAUUGCUAGGCAUGGUAUACGGAGUAGAACUUUUUAUUUAUGAACUCUUAUCUGUGUACUGCAACUGUGUAAAUCUGCUGAUGUAAAGACAGUUGGUUUGAUUUGCAAAGAGAAAAAUAUGCUGUAUUUUGCAAAAUAAGUCAUAUUUAAUCCACAUAAUAAAUGGCUCUAAAUGUUUCCAUACCAGCUUUCUGGUGCAAAUUAAAGCAGACCAAGUCUACUGUCUCAGUGACAGUCUCAUUUGAACUUGGGGGAAAAAACAUUAAAGUUCCAGUGCCUGACUUGCUAAACAGGUUGCCUGUGGUUAAGAUGGACGGUGUAGUCUUGUGGCAUAGUUUUAAGCUGCUUUUUCAAUAGAAGUUUAAAUACUGUGAGGAGAAGAGAGCACCGAGUAUUUUCUUUCAUGAAUAUAUUGCAUGCACUAUGACAGACGGAGGUAUCAAUUUUAUAGCACAGUAGAGAUGUCUACCGUAUUACAAUGUAUGUGUGUCCCCAUUUUUUUUCCCCCCAAAUGUUAAAACUGCAGACAAAACUUUGAACUUCAUUUAAUGGAGUAUCAUGUAGGAAGAGUUAGCCUGGAGCUUGCGAACAAAAACAGCCUACUAAAAAGUGGGUGCAAAGUUAUUCAUGUGCACUGGAGCUUGUGUAUAAAUGUUGGGGAUUCUAAUCAGGUACAAGAACAGCUUCCCCUUCCACCCCUCUGGGACCAAGCCCCUGGACCAUCUGAUAGUGAACUUGUUUUGGCAGAACUGAAAAAUAAAAACGGAUUUCAAAACUGUUAUGGGAUAGUAAGUGUUUCUUUUAAAAACAGAUUAAGUUGGCCAGGGAGAAGGGGAUCCCCACACCUUCUUCCAGAUUUUGGAAUGUAUGACAGUAUGAAAGAAAAUCUGUGGGAUUGGAAUAUUUAUACCAGAGAUUACAGCUAUUUUUGAGGAGAUUUUACUGUGCUGUAAGUAGCUUUUUUUUUUUUUCUUUUUUUUUGAGGACAAUCCUAAAAUUAGGGAACUUUAGAUUGGAAAUUAAGUUGAUGAGUUAUUUUUUCUGAUUAUAAUUCAUACAGAUAAAUAGUGAUCACACUAGCCUUUUAAACAUAUCACUUUUUAUGAAUAAUAAUUUAUUUAAACUCAAGCCAGCACACUUGCAUGUACUUUUCAAGCAGAUUCACUUUUUCUAUAAAGUAAAAAUGGUGUUGCUCAUGUUUUGUAUCUUUGACACAAGGUGCAUGAAAAGUAGGACACCGCUGUUAGCAUCUGGGGCUUGCUUUUAGGAUACCGGGCCAAUGUGGUGAAGCUUUUAUUACCAGACUCGGUUCCUUCCCCGCUUCAUCAGUUACGAGAAACGGAAUUCUUCUUGUAAGCAGCUAAAGGUGGACAAUUUAAAAACCAUUAAGACCUCAGUUUAUGAGAAGGUCUGUUGUCUGUUUAAAACUGCGUUUUUCUCCUGGUACCCUUCACUUUGGCACCAACAGAAGCACCAGGAGUUGAGCCUGACAGAGGCAACUUUUGAUGCGUGAUGAGAAAUACUUCACGCAGAACACAGAAAAGUCUUCUGUAGUUGUGAACAGCCUGAAAUGUCAUGAUGUGAAUGCGUUCCCUGUAGCGAAUACAGAGGAAGUCAUUUUAACGUCUUGCAUUGUACCCAGGGCUGGUAGUUCUCCAACUGGAGAAACGGGACUGUAGCGGAGUUGGAGGCCGAGCCGCUCUUCAAAUGCAUUUUGGUGAGCAGUGAAAGCUCUUAAUAGUUUUGCCAAAAUUGUUACAUUUCUACUGGGAAUUCGCUUGACGGGGCUCUCCCUUUUACUUUUGACGUCCAAGACGUUUGUUGUCAAGAAGGCAGAGCCGUCCAGAAGUGCGCUGCUACCGAAGCUUUACCUCCCAAAGGUCAGUCAGCAGUCUCUCGUGAAGGAAUAUUCUGGCUUGGGAAGUUUUCAAAUGCUGCGUAAAGCAAAUGAGUUCCAUUUAUCUAAGAAAUUCCUGCAAGUGAUAACUGGCUCUGUAACGUCACGUGGAAUUUCCACCAGGUUAAUUAACUUUCAUAAAAAUUUUUGAUUUGGUAUUGUUCUGAGUGCCAAGAAAUGAACUUGGAUUUGUAAUCCUUAAUGUUCAAGUCUUUGAAAAUCCAUGCUGUAACAACCCUGUUAUUAAAUAAAUGGAUAAUACACAACAUUAGUUAUCCCGGAAGUAAAGUUUUGACUCUGUAGUUCAGGUGGCCGGACUUACAUGUUCUUACAACUUACUGGUAGAACUACCUAUAUUUAUAGAGCCUUACGUGUGUUUGCUCUUGCCCUUGUGCAAUUCUGCUUUGUUAGUUCCUGUACAGUUCCCCGAGUGACAGUGUAGAUGGGCUGGUAGUGGCUUUAGGGACAUGGUUUAGCGGUGGGAUGGCAGGGUUAGGUUAAUGGUUGGGCUUGAUGAUCUUAAAGGUCUUUUCCAACCUAUAAUGAUUCUCUGAUUUUAUUAACGGUUUCUAAGCAAUCUGUUGCCUGGAAUUGAACUAAAAUACUUGAAAGGCUACCGUUACUGCCACCAUUGAAAGAAGAAAUGACGGGGAAACUAUGGACAGAUAAUAGCCUCGUGAAGGCGGCAACUGAAAAAUUCCCAAAAUAGACUGAUGGUUUACAAAUGUCUUCUAGUUCACCUCCUAAACUAUUCUGUGAUUCUAUUAAUGGUUUCUAAGCAGUCUGUUGCCUGGAAUUGAAACACACAAGCGUGGGGCAGAAUUGUCACAGCAGCUAAGUUGAGCCUUGUAAAUGUUUGGUGUCAAUACCUGACCUAUGUGUGGUACUACUGUAACCAAAACACAGCAUCCCUAUGUGAUCAGAGUUUGUCAGUACAAUAGUACAAUAAAUACAGCCUUUUUAGAACUCAGUUUCAGAUUUCACUGAGUGGAGCCGAUGGGUAAGGGGGGGUGUCCAUCUGCUUCAAGCUGUAUUGUGAAGCAAACAACAAAACUUCUGUAAAACUUGCCUUUACCCUAUGCUUUAUGGAGGAUUGGCUCUGAAAGAUGCCAGAUUGGAUCCCGCAAGCUCGGGUCCCUGCUUUAUGGCAGACAGCAGGGGAAACAACCUGCCAGCCUGUUGUGCCCCUGUGGGUAACUUGAAUUAUCAUCCGGAGGGUUUGUUUUCUUCCACAGUUAAAGCCUUAUAGUUACGAGAGCGAUUGCUAGCACUUUCUGUAGAGGCUGACAAUGUCAAAUGCAUCUGCGUUUUAACUUGUGGCCAGCUAAACUCUGUGCUUUGAGGUGAGAGCUAGGUGGUGAAUGCUUCAAAGCUUAAGGGAAAACCAGAGUAGACCACCCGGGUAUGGUUCUGUGCCCCGUGACGCUGUUUGAAGUAGCGCAGGUGCUUUCAUGCUCUGAGAGCUCCCUUUUAGCGUCCUUACGGCACCCCCUUGCACCCUUUGCCUCUUC